Seminavis robusta is the source of this 3465-nucleotide messenger RNA. Lineage: Eukaryota; Bacillariophyta; Bacillariophyceae; Naviculales; Naviculaceae. The record is from the annotation of a GenBank genome assembly.
AUGCUGGACGACUCUGAGAUAAUUGAAGAAGACAUGAACUACGAUGGAGACAAUGAUGUCAAGGCCAAGCGUAGGAUUCCACGGCGUCAGCGUACACGUACCAGGAGUCCCUCUAGAAAGGGCUUGGCCCAGCAUUUGGGUAUGCAUUCUAGCUCUACCAGUAAGAAAGAUAAGGGACACAGGAGCACCAAGAGUCUUGAUGGAACUCCAAUCCGAGCUUUGGGCGCCAAGCAGAAUUCUCUGAGGUCCGUGGACAGUCAGCCAGAUCCAACAAACACGGGACAGACUACGACAACGACCACAACCAGACGAAACAGAAAUACCCUUCCAAACCCUGAUCUAGAAAAAGAGAAUCAAACCAACACCAAUGCUACCACAAACACAAACACAAACACAAACACUUCUUCAGUAGGAGGAGGAGGAGGAGGAGCUUCAGCAGAAGGAGGUCCAGUGGUCAAGACCAAGGCUCUGGUCAAGAAUCUUCGCCUAAGUCGCAAUCUGUCCCGUGUCUUGUACAAUGAUGCUAGAUCUCCUUCACCCUCCAGAAAACUGCUCGCCGCGGAAAUUCUGGUAGCUGCGUCACUCAGAGAAUCACAGGGCCCCGUUAUUCCACAACCACCACCACUGGAACAAACUCCUCUCAUCAUGAUCAGAUUCACAAACAAGGCCACUCCAAAACUCAUUCAACUCGUCGAACAAAGACUCGUCAAGUCAGGACUGAUCGUAUACGACAAGGUGCAGGGAAAGGAUGACUGGGAAGAUUACACAUACUUGUACCUAACGGCCGCACAAGAAGCACUAGAAGCAUUGGCCGAACAAGUGAGAUGGAUGAAACGAACCAAUGAUACCAACGUUGUCGAGUACUUUACCGUACAGCAAAGACGCAAAUUCGUUACCAAAAAGAAACUUGGAGGACCACGCAAAUACUACAAACGAAACAAUCGGAAUCAUCAAACCGACAACAACAACAAAAACAACACGAGCAAUGCACACGGAGGAGAUGACCUUUUCACAUCCAAUGAAUGGUGUCAUCUUGCUUUCCGAUUGCUUGACACCGUGGAAGUAUGGAUGGAUGGAGCAUCAUCCUCAGAACUCAACCUCAUGCUCAUGCUCAAGGAAGAAAACUCUCCACUCGACGACGACGUCCCGCCGCCGCCACCACCACCACCACCACCACCACCACCUCCAAUGGGCUCUCCUUCUACUCGCAUGCAACACAUGCAACGAGGACGACAACGAGGACCCGGAAUUCAACGGCAAUACUCCAAUACAUCCCAGGGCAGUUUCAACAGUAAAGUCACCACAAAGGGUGGCAUGCCCAACCGAAGACGAUUGCGAAAGCAACUUAGCAUGCAAAAUCUAUCCACUCCGGCUUCUCCCGGUGGAACUACCAGUACUGGCAAUAAUAAUAAGCCAUUAUUCGAUCGACGACUCAACUUUCGACGACAAAAAAGCAUCAUGCUGCAACGAGUACGUCAACACGGAAAACGAUCCACUUGUUUGCGGCAUGUACUCGAGUCCAACGAAUACGUCGAUGUCGUAACGCCGCUUCAUUGGGGACCCGCACGAGAUGCCAUUGUUGCCGAAACAUGGAAACCACGACAACUCACUCCACCCAUUCAAGAUAUUCGAAACUAUUACGGAGAAGAUGUUGCAUUCUACUUUGCAUGGAUGGGAUACCUAUCCACUUGGCUCGUCGUACUUGGGGUCAUGGGAUGCAUUACCGUCGUUUGGAGGUGGUUUCGGGGUGACACGGUCGAUGAAGAUGAAUUCACACCCAUGUACGGUAUUUUCGCCUUUUUGUGGGGCAUUCUCUUUUUGAGAUUCUGGGAACGACACGAGCAUCGAUUGGCAUAUCGAUGGGGAACCUACAGUUUAUCCCUACACGACAAACAAAAGCUGCUCACCACACGCCCGCAAUUUCGAGGACGGCUCCGCAUUUCUCCCGUAACGGGCGACUAUGAAACCUACUAUCCCGCCAACCGACGACGGAUGCAUUACGCCGUGUCGGCGUUGGUGACCAUGGUCAUGUUGACCGUGGCCUUUUGGAUGAUGAUUCUCUCACUCAACAUGCAAGGAUACAUCCAUCCCGAACGUAAUCCCGAACGAUGGCAUCCACACAAUCCACAUCCCUUUCAUUAUUCAUACUUUGCCGAGCUCUCGGAAACGGGGCAGCUGUUUGAUGCUCAACACCCCUGGAGGGGGUUCAUCCCCACCAUUGUUCAUGUCGCCCUCAUUUAUAUUCUCAACAGUCUCUACCGCAUCAUUGCCGAAGCGUUGACCAAUUGGGAGAAUCAUGAAACAGAAGCCGCCUACCGAACGUCCUUGGUUGUCAAACGGUUCAUGUUUGAAGCUUUUGACUGCUACGUGGCUCUGUUUUAUCUGGCAUUCUACGAGCGAGAUGUCUAUCGAUUGCAAAUGGAACUGGCGACGGUCUUUAACAUUGACACCUUUCGACGACUGGCCAUGGAAUGCUUCAUCCCCAUUCUAGCGCAAAAGUUUGCCAAGUGGCAGCAUCAUAAAAAGCACGAACUAGAAAAGAGAGCACAAGCCCGAAAGAAUCUGAAACAGGCAGCUGCGGCGGCAGCGGCUGCCGCCAAGAUGAAAAAGAUUGCCGCUCUUGCCGUCGCCAAGAACAAGGCGAAAGCUUCCGCGGCGGCACCGGCCAAGGACAAGACCAAGGAGGGAUCGUCACCCGGUUCUGUGGCAACUUCAAGCUCGUCGCUAUCGGAACCGGCGGACUCGUCGCAGUCCCGUUCGCCAAAGCAACACGGCAACACCAGCACAACCACUGCCAAGGACAAGGUUUCUACUCCCACCAAGAAUCCCAACAAUGACGAUGACGAUGACGAUGACUCGACGUCGCAAUCUCCAUCCAACGCCAAUCCAGCUCUCCUGGACGAGUUGGCAGAAGAAGCCGAGAAGGAUGAAUAUGAGGCAUUUGAUGACUACAUGGAGAUUGUGAUUCAGUUUGGCUACGUGACCUUGUUUGCAUCUGCGUACCCGUUGGCAUCUGUGGUUGCCUUGGCCGCGAAUUGGGUAGAGAUUCGUUCGGAUUGUUUCAAGUUGGCUCGCGUGUGUCGACGUCCCCGAUCGUUGCGUGCCGAAGGGAUUGGUGUUUGGAAGUCGUUGCUGGCGUGUGUGGUAUGGAUGAGUGCCUUGACGAACUGUCUGAUUGUGGGCUUUACGAGUGACCAGAUGAAGGAGAUUUUUCCAGCGUUUUACAUGGUGGACAAGCAUGGCGAUACUCAUUUGGUGCACGACAAGGGUUGGAUCGCGGUGUUUGUCAUUUUUGGCCUGGAACGAUUGCUGAUUGUGACUGGUCUUUUGAUUUAUGCCGUGGUCCCCGAAGUGCCCGAGGACGUGCAAGACGAAGUGGAGCGUUUGCAGUUUAUUCGUCAUCAGGAACACGAGGAUAUCUUGCGUCAAGUGAUGCGCAAACGCAACAAGAAGAAGGCCGUCUGA